Messenger RNA from Girardinichthys multiradiatus, 5965 nucleotides. RefSeq names its product ATPase phospholipid transporting 8B4 (gene atp8b4). The transcript has 28 exons. Bases 145 to 3870 code for a protein of 1241 amino acids. Gene Ontology annotation, cellular component: plasma membrane. The record is from RefSeq and is a predicted model, not a curated record. Lineage: Eukaryota; Metazoa; Chordata; Actinopteri; Cyprinodontiformes; Goodeidae. Gene Ontology annotation, biological process: Golgi organization; phospholipid translocation. Gene Ontology annotation, molecular function: magnesium ion binding; ATP binding; ATPase-coupled intramembrane lipid carrier activity.
GCUUUGCUGCAUAUUAGUCACCACAGCUCAGCAGCAUCUUCACAUGAGUCCAGCCGAGCUGGUACUGGUGGUGAUCAUGUUUCCGGAGGCGGACAGCGCCUUACUGUGAGGAAAUGUGCGGAAUGCGUCGCUUGGAAUAAAUAAAUGGUCACUACAGACUGGCAGGAUUCAUGGAGACAACACAAGACUGCGCCUGUUACAAAGUUGUACAAGGUUCUCCAUGUGUCUGCCAGGGAAACUCUGGGAAGGUCCCAGGAAAAGAUGCCAAUCUGGAGGAGAACGACUUAUGAUGAGAAGGAACGUCGUGUGAAAGCCAACACACGGGAAUACAACGAGAAGUUCUCAUAUGCUAAUAAUCAUAUUAAGACUUCAAAGUACAACAUCUUCACCUUCCUGCCCAUCAACUUGUUUGAGCAGUUCCAGAGGGUGGCCAAUGCUUACUUUGUUGUGCUGCUGAUACUUCAGUUAAUUCCAGAAAUCUCUUCUCUGUCCUGGUUCACAACCAUCGUGCCUUUGGUUUUGGUGCUGGUGAUCACGGCUGUCAAAGAUGCAACAGAUGACUAUUUUCGACAUAAGAGCGACCAGCAAGUCAACAACCGCCAGUCUCAGGUUCUCAUCAAAGGAAGUUUACAGAAGGAGAAAUGGAUGAAUGUUCGGGUGGGGGACAUCAUCAAACUUGAGAAUAAUCAGUUUGUCGCUGCAGAUAUCCUCCUUCUGUGCAGCAGCGAGCCUUAUGGCCUGUGCUAUAUUGAGACUGCUGAGCUGGAUGGCGAGACAAAUCUGAAAGUCCGUCAAGCCUUGAGUGUAACCUCAGAUUUGGAAGAUGUUUCAAAACUGAUGGACUUUGAUGGAGAAGUCAUUUGUGAACCACCAAACAACAAGCUGGAUAAAUUCACAGGAACAUUGUACUGGAAGGACAAUAAGUACUCUCUGGAUAAUGACAAAAUGCUUCUGCGAGGUUGUGUUCUCAAAAACACUGAGUGGUGUUUUGGAAUGGUCAUAUUUGCUGGGCUACAAACCAAGCUGAUGCAGAAUUGUGGAAGGACUAAAUUAAAAAGGACCAGUAUUGAUAAACUUAUGAACACACUAGUUUUAUGGAUUUUUGCCUUCCUUAUCUGUAUGGGCGUCAUUUUGGCAAUAGGAAACACUAUAUGGGAGACUUGUACCGGCAGAAAGUUCGAACUAUUCCUACCAUGGGAUGAGUUUCAGAGCAGUGCUGUUUUUUCUGGCUUCCUCACCUUCUGGUCCUACAUCAUCAUCCUCAACACUGUUGUGCCUAUUUCGCUGUAUGUAAGUGUGGAGGUCCUGCGUCUCGGACACAGCUUCUUCAUCAACUGGGAUCAGAAGAUGUACUACAAUCAGACCAACACCUCAGCCGAGGCUCGAACCACCACUCUGAAUGAGGAGCUCGGGCAGGUCGAGUUCAUCUUCUCCGACAAGACCGGCACGCUCACGCAGAACAUCAUGGUUUUCAGCAAGUGCUCCAUUAAUGGGCAGACGUAUGGUGAUGUCUAUGAUGAAUUCAACCAGAAGGCGGAAAUUACAGAGAAAACGGCGUGUGUAGACUUUUCCUUUAACCCGCUCUGCGACAGAGGCUUUAAGUUUUACGACUCUAGCCUGGUUGAAGCUGUCAAACAGGAGGACUCUGCAGUGCUGGAGUUCUUCAGACUGCUGGCUCUGUGCCACACCGUCAUGCCAGAAGAGAAGAGCGAAGGGAAUCUGGUGUACCAGGCCCAGUCACCCGAUGAAGGAGCUUUGGUAACCACAGCUCGAAACUUUGGGUUUGUCUUCCGAGCUCGAACACCAGAAACCAUCACACUAUGUGAGAUGGGAAGAGCUGCCACCUACGAGCUGCUGGCUAUACUGGACUUCAACAACGUGCGCAAGAGAAUGAGUGUCAUUGUGAGAAGUCCCCAAGGUCAGAUUAAACUAUACUGCAAGGGGGCGGACACAAUCAUCUUUGACCGUCUGGAGCCAUCCAGUGAACACCUCAUGUACACUACCUCAGAACACCUCAGUGCAUUUGCAGGAGAAGGGCUUCGAACACUAGCUCUUGCCUACAAAGACCUUAAUGAAGAAUAUUAUCAGGUCUGGAAGAAGAAGCUUCACUACGUCAGCACUGUGAUUGAGAACCGUGAAGAACAUCUGGCUGUUCUCUACGAGGAGAUCGAGCAGGGCAUGAAGCUUCUUGGAGCCACAGCAAUAGAGGACAAACUUCAAGAAGGAGUGCCUGAAACAAUCGCCUGUUUGACUCUAGCUGACAUCAAGAUCUGGGUCCUAACAGGAGACAAACUAGAGACGGCGAUGAACAUUGGCUACUCCUGCAACAUGCUGCGAGACGACAUGAAUGAGGUCUUUAUCAUCUCUGGACUGGCGCAGCUGGAGGUGCAGCAGCAGCUUAGGAGUGCUAAGGAGCACAUCCUCGGGCUGAGCCGGGUGAGCAGCACCGGAGACGUUGCUAAGGGCGAAAUGUUUGCAGAAGAUUCAGUGUUUGAAGAAGCUAUAAUUUCAGAAUAUGCCUUAGUCAUCAAUGGCCUCAGUCUGGCUCACGCUCUGGAGCCCCAGCUGGAGCACACGUUGCUGGAUCUGGCCUGUUUGUGUAAAACAGUCAUCUGCUGUCGCGUCACGCCGAUGCAGAAAGCUCAGGUGGUGGAGCUGGUGAGGAGGCACAAGAGGGCCGUCACGCUGGCUGUAGGAGAUGGGGCCAACGAUGUCAGCAUGAUCAAAACCGCCCACAUCGGUGUAGGCAUCAGCGGACAGGAGGGGAUGCAAGCUGUUCUGGCCUCAGAUUACUCCUUUGCUCAGUUUCGAUACCUGCAGAGGCUGCUGUUGGUGCACGGACGCUGGUCCUACUUCCGAAUGUGUAAUUUCUUGGCCUACUUCUUCUACAAGAACUUCGCCUUCACCCUGGUUCACUUCUGGUACGGCUUCUACUGUGGUUUUUCAGCACAGACUGUGUACGACCAGUGGUUUAUAACCCUCUUCAACAUUGUUUACACGUCUUUACCGGUACUUGCAAUGGGACUUUUUGAUCAGGAUGUCAAUGACCAGAACAGCCUUCGCCACCCGAGCCUGUACAAACCCGGCCAACAGAACCUCCUCUUCAACAAGCGCCAGUUUUUCCUCUGCACGCUGCAGGGGAUAGUGACGUCAUUCCUGCUUUUUUUUAUUCCCUAUGGAGCCUUUUCCGUCAUGGUGAAGGAAGAUGGCGCCGACUUGUCUGACCACCAGACGUUUGCUGUCACCAUUGCAACAACAUUAGUCAUCGUUGUGAGUGUUCAGAUUGGAUUGGACACACACUACUGGACAGCAGUCAAUCACCUGUUUGUGUGGGGAAGCCUGAUCGUGUAUUUUGCUAUACUGUUAGCAAUGCAAAGUGAUGGCUUGUUUGGCAUUUUUUCUAAUAAUUUCCCAUUUAUUGGCACGGCUCGUAACUGUCUUUCGGAGAAGACCGUGUGGUUGGCCGUCCUGCUCACCACUGUGGUUUGCAUUUUGCCUGGCUUAGUUGUAAGCUUUCUGAGAGUGGACCUCUUUCCAACUCUAACAGACAAGGUGCGCCAUUUGCAGCAGUCCAGGAAGAAGCAAGGACCUCAGGAGCAGAACCUGAGGCGAAUCCGCAGGACCAGCUCCCGCCGCUCUGCCUAUGCCUUCUCCCACCAGCAAGGCUAUGGAGAGCUGAUAACCUCAGGCAAAAACAUGAGAAUGAGCACACUAUCUUCCACUCGCUCCCUUGAAGGAAGAGCACAAAGCUCAAGCUGGAUAGAAAAUAUACUUAAAAGAAAAAACGAGGUCGCUUGCAUCUCGCCUGAAAAACCAGAUCCACCAGAUAGCCAUAGAGACUUCAGAGGAUCAGUAGAUAGGCUGAAAUAACAGUAAAGGAUACAAGUGCCUAACCAGAGUAUUAAUACCCGUUUAACUUUUCACAUUUUUCAUGUUAGAAAUACAAACCUUAACAAAUUCUAUUGGGAUUUUAUAUUACUGGCCAAACACAAAGUGGGGCAUAAUUGUUAUGUGGAAGGAUAUUAAUACAUCAUUUUCAAAAUGUUUCUCGAAUGAAAAUCUCACAUAGUGUGGCAUGCAUUUCUACACAGUCCUUAGUCAACACCUCAUACAAUCAAUUUUUGCAGCAAACACAGGUCCAAGUCUUUUGGGGCAUGUUUCUACCAGCCUUGUGCAUCUAGAGACAGACAUUUUUGACUGUUCUUUGUAAAACAGUUCAAGCUCAGUCACAAUGGAUUUAGAGCUUAUGUGAAUGUCAAUUUUUAUGUCUGGGCUUUGACUGCGCCAUUCUAACACAUGAGCAGGCUUUGAUCUAAGCUAUUCCACUGUUGCUCUGGCUGUCUAUUUAGAGAAGUAGUCCAGCAAGAAGGUGAACCUCCACCCCUGUAUCCAUUCUUUUACAGCCCGUCCUACAGUAUUGAUAUAUGUGCCUUGCAAUGACCUUCAUCCUCCUUCCCAAGGUAAAAGUGAAAUUUGCCACAUUUCUGAAUUUUCUUUUUGAAAACAUUUGAAAUGUUGAAUAAUCUCUCUUACUCUUUACAACUCUGUGCUACUUUGUGUUGGUUUUUCACAUAUAUUACAUUUAAGUUUGGUGUAAUGUAAAACAAAAUGUGAAAAAGGUCAAAGGGUUUGAAUACUUGCAGGACACUACCAUUUGGAUGGAUCUGACAAACCAAGCACAAGCUGAGUGUUCUUCAUGUGGGUAAAUCAAACCUCAAAACAAGACGGAGCAUACCUCAUUUUCUAAUAGUAUGAAUCAUGUGAACUUUCAAUGUUAAAGGAUUUUGUAAAACCAGAAUUACUGGGAUUUGAUUUUAGUAUUUUCCAGGUCUGGAAAAGUAUGGAAAAAAGUACAGAAAAAUGGUUGAAUUUCCAGAAUUUAUUCCCUAUCCCAUUGUCUAAAUAAUAUAUUCUUCCUGUCCUGCUUGUGACCUUCUUUUUAUUUUGUUCCUUUCUUCAUAGUUUCCUUCCCUCUGUCCCUUUCUUCCUAGUGUCCUUCCGUCUUUCAUUUCUUUCAUCCAUCUGUCCUUAAUUCCUUCCUUCCUCAUGUCCUUCCUAUUUUCUCCAGUCCUUCCUUUCUUUAUUGCUACCUACCCUCUCUAUUUCCAUUUCUUAUUCUUUUACUAUUUGCUUUGUUCCUACUUGUGUCCUACCUCCAUUCAUUCCCCAAGUCCUUCCUUUUUUGUGUCAUUCUUUCCUUGUCUGUCCUUCUUCACCUUCCUCAUGCUCUUCUUCUCUUUCCUUACAUUUUUGUGUCCUUUCUUUAGUUCCUGCCAGUUUGUUUUUUUUGCAGGUUCCAUACAUAAAGCCUGAACACUGGCGUUCAUGGUGAACUUACGUGUUUUACACUUAAAAAUGGCUAUAAAGGACCAAGAACUCUAGAGAUUUAGGUCUGAAAAGGUUUGGGAUAUUUACAUGAACAACAUGUACUCUUGAAAUUACUUCCAAAUGAUUUAACUUUGUAAAUUUCAAAAGUAGUAAAAGUUCUCCUUUUUACCAUGCAGAACACUUUUAAAAGCACAGUGCAUUACACUUUAUUGAUUCUACAUUGUCCUAAAACAAUUUAGAAGAAAACUUUUUAUGUGCUGUCUGACCAUUUAUUGAUUGAUUAAUUCGAUAUUUGCUUGUAGUUACACUUUGAAUGUAUUACUACUUCAAAGAACAGUAAAUAUUACCAUCAAAAGCAUUAAACAAUUUGGCAAUUUUCACAUAAAAUAGUCGAUAUUUGAGCUGAAUAACCGACAAUAAACAGAAGUUUUAUUAGAUUAGUUUCAUUUACACUGUCUGGCAUGUACCUCAAACCAGGAAGAUCAGCAAGGGUCCACUGUUACAGCCCAGAAGCCAAAGUUCAGUCUGAGGUCUUAUUUCACAACUUGAAACUUGUCUCAUUUGUCUUGUAUGACAAGUAUUCGUUAUAGUCAUGUUUUUAUUAUCUUUUUGCCUUUAAAAUAAAUGUUUUUGGAGA